AUGAGUGCCUUGGGUCAAACCAGGCCCAAAGUACUUAGACCGUUCGCGGUAAAGGAACUCAAAUUACUUCUACUGGAGAAUAUCAGUCAGGAGGCUGUUCAGGCUUUCAAAAGCAACGGUUUUCAGGUGGAACACAAUCCCAAGGCGUGGUCUGAAGACGAGUUGGUGGCAAAGAUUGGCGAAUAUCAUGCCAUUGGCAUUCGUAGUAAGACGAAAAUCACAGAAAGAGUCCUUCAACAUGCCACUCAGCUGCUUACGAUUGGAUGCUUCUGCAUCGGAACGAAUCAAGUCGAUCUUCUUGCCGCUGCCAAGCGUGGUAUACCAGUGUUCAAUUCCCCUUUCUCCAACUCUCGAUCAGUCGCGGAACUGGUAAUAUCCGAAAUGAUUGCUUUGGCCCGACAACUUGUCGAUCGUGCCCGUGAAAUGAAGGAAGGCAAUUGGAACAAGGUCUCCAAAGGCUGUUGGGAGCUUCGAGGGAAAACGCUGGGUAUCAUUGGCUAUGGCCACAUUGGAACUCAGCUUUCUGUUCUCGCGGAGGCGUUCGGAAUGCGAGUGGUUUAUUACGACGUACUAUACAUCAUGCCUCUUGGAACGGCUACUCAACUCGAUACCCUUGAAGAGCUACUUGGGCAAUCGGACUUCGUUACCCUUCACGUACCCGAGUCACCCGAGACCACCAAUCUCAUUGGCGUCAAACAACUCGCCCAUAUGAAACGUGGCGCUUAUCUCAUCAAUAACGCCCGUGGUCGUGUGAUCGAUAUACCGGCUGUUAUCUCGGCUCUGAAGCAGGGUCACAUUGCGGGCUGUGCAAUUGACGUCUUUCCCGCGGAGCCCGGCGCCAACGGCACAGGAGUAUUCAAUGACCAGCUGAACGCUUGGGCUUCUACCCUCCGCUCACUCCCGAAUGUAAUCCUCACUCCUCACAUCGGUGGAUCAACCGAAGAGGCCCAGCGUAUGAUCGGCCUCGAGGUAUCCACCUCCCUCUCGCGAUAUCUCCUGUAUGGUACAACGCCUGGGGCGGUGAACUUCCCUGAAGUUGAUUUACGGGCCAUUUCGGAUGAUCAGCCAUCGAUCAUUCGAGUAUGCCAUUCACAUAAGAACGAACCUGGCGUGCUGAGGAAAGUGAACGAAAUUCUCAGCAAUCAUAACGUCGAGAAACAAUUUUCGGAUUCAAAGGGCGACGUCGCGUAUGUGAUGGCGGAUAUUUCGGACGUCAGUCCCGAGGAAGCCAAGAACCUUCACGAACAAUUGUCGCAGACCAAAAGCAAUAUUCUUACCCGUCUGUUGAUGUAA
Molecule: messenger RNA, 1293 nt
Organism: Cantharellus anzutake
Lineage: Eukaryota; Fungi; Basidiomycota; Agaricomycetes; Cantharellales; Hydnaceae
Exons: 2
Coding region: 1-1293 (430 amino acids)
Molecular function (GO): NAD binding; oxidoreductase activity, acting on the CH-OH group of donors, NAD or NADP as acceptor
Source: RefSeq, a predicted model, not a curated record